AUGAACAGAGUCGUCAAGAUGAUUGAAGGAAGUGUCGAUGCUCCUUCAAUCGUGAGAAUUAUACGUUUCAACAUUAAACUUAUAAAAUUUUGUUAA
Arabidopsis thaliana (thale cress) is the source of this 96-nucleotide messenger RNA. RefSeq lists its product as uncharacterized. The coding region runs from base 1 to 96 and encodes 31 amino acids. The transcript has a single exon. NCBI's taxonomy places the organism in Eukaryota, Viridiplantae, Streptophyta, Magnoliopsida, Brassicales, Brassicaceae. The record is from RefSeq and is marked reviewed.